AUGCCUCCGAAGGGUCGCUCGACUAAGGCGGCCGUGGAUGUUACUCUCCCUGACGACAUCAUGCCGGAUCAGAACUUCACGCCAACACCUGUGGACGAAGAGGCUGUUGGGAAGGAUUCGGCACACACGGUGAACUCGUCCAAGGAUAAGGCUGUCGCGGUUGAGCCGGCAUCAGUGUCUGCUGCUGGUGCUGCGGGAAGCUCGGGACUGACAGUGGAGGAAAAGAGUCAGUUGCAUCAGUCCGUGGUUGCCGACGAGGAAGAGUUUCUGGAAGACGACUCGGAAGAAGAGUUAGACAUUGAUAUCGCAAAGGAAGAUGCUUUCCGCCUCCGCUUUACCGUUAUCUUACUCAUUCCGAUGGUGCUGUCACAGGAGAUCAAAGCUAUCAUCUCAGCCGUCCGUCUUCUGAUGUCUAAGGUGUGGUGCUCCUCCCUUACCGCGAAUGCUGGAAUCACGGCCAACAUUCAGGAGAUGACUCCUGGUUACGUGGCGAAGACGCGCUUCUGCCGGCUGCAAAUUUCCUUCCUGGACGAGAGGGAUGCUCACCAUAUCAAGUCACAUGUCUUCGAGUACCAGAAGGCGCACGGUCCGGCAAUCUGGCAGCACACGGAAGAUUCCUCGUACCUUAAGGAGAAAGCUGCUCACCCUCUUGCUAUUGAAGUGCUUUUUCGUCGCGUACCUGCUAACAUUGUCCCUGAGGUGCUGAAGGAUCUGCUCGUCCGCUUCAAGCUAAAGAUGCGGAAGCAGUCUGCCUUCAAAGAGGGUUUUGCUUUCCACCGCGUGGCUCAUCCUCUUACCGUCGCUGCUCACACGAUGCCUGAAGAACAUAUCUCUGAUCAUGGGUUCGCCAUAAAAAUCGCUUUCAAGACCAGAGCCACCACUCACCUGGGUCCCGGGAUCUGGAGGCUGCACGCAGCAGCAAUCGGAAGGCCAGGAGUGCGGAAGGCGGUGGAAGCCGCUCUUACCAAGGCGGCGGAGAACGGAGUAGAGGACUUUCAGCUGCUGUUGGGUAGGCUGAACGCGGGUCUGCGCUCAUACAUGAAAGAGGAGGGGAAGAGGAUUAAGAGAACUAUUGCUCAUCUGGUAGAUGUAGUUGCGGAGCUGAGGCAGGAGCAGAUGCGGAGUCCAGGCUGUCAGCGGACGAGAGAUCUUCUGCUGGUCAGAGAAACGCAACUGCACGAAUAUCAUGCGGCCAAGCGGGACAGGUUGCACCUGAUGGCAGACACGAACACGGAGCUUGCAGGGGAGGUUCCGUCUCCCUUCCUGUCGGCACGGGUGAAGGUCAGAAAGCAGCGCACGCAAAUCGCGGAGUUAACGGUGGGUGGGACGACAGUUUCAGACGCUCAGGGAAUUCUGAAAGCAGCCACUCAGUACUACACCGACCUGUUUGGAGCAGACGGCAGGACUUCGUCGGAGCGGUGGAAGCCACUUCCGGGGAAAAGGCUGAAUGCGGAGGCGGCGGAGAUGUUGGAAGCAGAUUGGACGGAGCAGGAAGUGAAACAGGCCUUCAAGGCGCUGGCUAACAAUAAGUCGCCGGGGAAGGACGGCCUUCCGAAAGAACUUUUCGAACGGAACUGGGACAUCUUGGGUGGGGAAUUCCUUAGAAUGGCGCAGAACUUCUCUGACACGGCUUCAAUUCCUGCCAGCAUUAAGGAAGCAGUCACCAUUUUGCUUCAUAAAAAGGGAGACAAGGACAAGCUGGACAAUUACAGACCAAUCACUCUACUUAACUUCACUUACAAAGUUCUGGCGCGUGUGGUGGCGAACAGGAUGAGGCCCUUGCUUCACCGAGUAAUCUCCGAGGAACAGUAUGGGUUCAUACCCGGGAGGAGAAUCUCGGACGCGAUCGGUGUGGUAGCCGACGUGAUUGAGGCGGCAAAGAAGGGUGACGAGGACUGGUACUUGCUGUUGGUUGACUUCCGCAAAGCGUUUGACUCCGUCUCAAGAAGCUUCAUCUUCACGGUCCUCAGGGAGAUGGGUUUCCCGGAGAGGUUCGUCGGCUGGGUGGAGGGCCUGCACAGGGAGACAAAGACAAGACUUUUAGUUAACGGCUGGCUGGGCGAAGCGGUAGAUGUGAAGUCAGGAGUCAGGCAAGGGUGUCCACUCGCCCCUUACCUCUUCCUGUGCGCGGUGGAACCCCUUGCGCAAGAAGCUUGCCGUCGCAAACUCGGACUCUGCAACAAGGCAGGGCAGCGGCUGGUAUACCUGGGUUAUGCGGAUGACACGACACUCUUCCUGGAGGGGAAGCGACAGAUUGCCAGGGCUGAAAAACUCUUGGACUACUUCGCGCAACUGUCGGGUUUGGCGACAAACAGAGACAAGUCAGUGGUCAUGCCGCUCGGUCACAACCUUGGGCGGAGACCUGGGACGCUGGGAGGUUUUAAGUGGGCAAAGGCGGACGAAGCGGAGCGGUUACUCGGGGUGUGGGUCACUCCCUCUGGAAGCAGUGCGCCAACCUGGCAGAGAGCCUUCGAAAAAAUCACAGUUGAGCUGAUAAAAUGGAAGGCGCUCUUCCUCACGAUCGCGGCCAGAGUGGUGAUCAUAAAUUGCUACAUCACGCCGAGAAUCGCUUACCAGGCGCAGGUGUAUCCCCCACCUGAGAACGUCUGGAAGCAGCUCUUGAAGCUGAUGCACAACUUUCUGUCAGGGAAUAACGCAUCGGCGGAUGGGAGCUAUUUCCUUUGGAGCUGGGAUCUUCUUUCCACCCCCAGAGUGGACGGCGGCCUUGGGGUGCUGGAUCCGGAUAUCCUACUCGCUUGUUUGGCUGCCAGGAGGAUCGGCGGUCUACUGCUGGAGGGGAACGGGAAAAAAAAGGAAGUUAUGCUCACUGCGGCCGGACUCCCGAUGGGGAACGACACUUUCGUGGCGCACGAGAAAUUGCUGAAGCACUGGCCGGGUGACGAGGAACGGUGGAAGCAGACGUGUGAGGUUUUUCUGAUGUCGCCAUUAGCCGUGAUCGGGGGUGCUCUCAACAAAGAGGAGGUGGCGCAUGAACGGCUUGUUUUUAACAGGAAUAUUUUACUGAACGGCACAAACCCGAUCGGAGGUCAGCAAGCGGCAAAAGGUCUUUGGGAAACGCGUUUGGGUGACCUGGUAACCACUGACUCCUCAGGCGUAGCAGCGGUUAAGGACAUGGAAAUCCUGGAGAGGGAGCUGAGAGGGAAAGAGUCAGCACGCUUGGCUCUCAAGGCGUUGGCAGCUGCUCCACCAGAUUGGAAGAACCUCUUGGUACCUGGCUCGGCACAGGGGGCUGGGGGAGUUUCUGGAGCUGUUUCACCCAGAGGGGAGGGAAGCGCAGUUACCUCGAUCUUCAGGUCAGCCAUAUUUGUGGACGGGCAGCUCGCCCCUCUGAAGCGGUUGAGGGAGGCAUGGGCCAAGCCUACCGCAAUCCUGACGAAACAAGAGAAGUGGGCUGGUCGCUGGAGUGGAAAGAUUGACUGGCAGCGGGUUAUUCGUACACGUAACUCGCUCGCUAUCCCGAGCCGGCCACGUGACGUCCUCACGCGGGUGCAUAACCUGAACCUACAGGUUGGGGAGAGGGUGGAUUUUUUGAGCUGCAAGCCAAAGUGCCCAUACUGCGGGGAGGAGGAGACGCAUGAACACUGCCUGUUCACCUGCCCUAGAAUUCAACCAGUGGUCUCAGGGCUACGUCGUGCCCUCCGCAUGCUCAACCCUUCACGGUCUCCGAGCUCGUUGGGAGACCUGCUGUUCAUGGAAUCUGGAACAGUGACUGACUUUCCAGAAGGAACGCUCACGGCUAUCGCCCUCCACCAGCUGUGGGUGGAACGAUGUGAUGCCACGUUUCGAGGGCAGAAGUUCAGAGCGAGGAGGGUGCUCAGGAGGAUCGGGUGGGGAUACCGCGGAAUCCGCGCUGGUGUCGGACGGGGACGGGUGAAGGAUAAGCCGCGCGCAGCUGGUCCUGGUGACGGCGAGGAGGAGCAGGAGGGAGAGAGUGAGGGGAAGCAGCUUGCGAGCCGAGUGAAGCCAGGCGUCGGCCAUUGA
This is a messenger RNA of Closterium sp. NIES-65, 4002 nucleotides long. The record is from the annotation of a GenBank genome assembly. NCBI's taxonomy places the organism in Eukaryota, Viridiplantae, Streptophyta, Zygnematophyceae, Desmidiales, Closteriaceae.